AUGAAAAAUGAACUUUUAUAUGGAACUACAUUUAUUCUGUUCCUCUUUAGCUACUGCUUCCAACCUUUAUUAAUUGAUAUAAUAAAAUACAAUGGAUGUGGAAACUCAAGUACGUUUAUAUUUUUGCUUCCACAUUAUUUUUCCAUGAUAAUUGUGGGGUUUUUACCAAAAAAGCAGAAAUUAAAUGAAUGUAAAUGGAUGAAAAUAUUUUUUGUGUCGUUAUUAGAUUUAGUAAAUCAAGUGUUGAAAAAAAUAGGGUUAAUAUAUGCAGGUUCAGCUUUGUACAUAAUUAUAGACAGUUGCACAUUAAUAUUUACAGCAAUGUGGAGAAAAUUGUUGCUAAAUAAAACAGUGAAUAAAUUUCAGUUGUUGGGUAUUUUGUUAAUAACAUUUGGCAUAGCUAUUAAAUCAAAUAAUUUAAAAUUUGAAAUAAAUAAAGAAGAAAUUAUUGGUGUUAUUUUAAUUAUUCUUAGCAAUAUAUUAAUGGGGUUAACAUUUGUAUUAAAUGAAAAAUAUAUGGGCGAAAUGGAAGGGCAAAAUAUUGUGUGUUUAAUGGGGAUAUUCAGUUUCUGUUUUGUUUUUUUAUGGACAAUCAUAUGGACCUUACCAAAUUUUGAUCAUCUCAUUAUGGAAAACAUAAAAAAAAAACAAGGGAAUAUUAAAAUAAUUUGGCUAAGCUUUUUGGGGCUUUUUUUAUUUAAUUUUGUAACAUCUUCCACCCUUUGGUAUAUUAUGAAAAUUAGUGGAUCUCUCACUGUUGGAAUAUUAAAAGGUCUUAAAGUCGCUAUUAUUUUUAUUUUCAGUCAUAUUUUUUUUUGUAAAUAUGAUUCCAAGCAGUGUCUGAAUUUCCACUCCUCCCUUUCAGUUUUUUUUUGUAUCCUUGGAGUUCUCAUAUAUUCCUACAACGAAUUUUUGUUAAUUCUGAUGGAGAAAAUUUACCUCCUUAGGCGGCCUAAGGUGAUUGUGUAG
Messenger RNA from Plasmodium gonderi, 969 nucleotides. RefSeq names its product transporter/permease protein. The record is from RefSeq and is a predicted model, not a curated record. The transcript has a single exon. Lineage: Eukaryota; Apicomplexa; Aconoidasida; Haemosporida; Plasmodiidae. Bases 1 to 969 code for a protein of 322 amino acids. Gene Ontology annotation, cellular component: membrane.